Messenger RNA from Caenorhabditis angaria, 3089 nucleotides. The record is from the annotation of a GenBank genome assembly. NCBI's taxonomy places the organism in Eukaryota, Metazoa, Nematoda, Chromadorea, Rhabditida, Rhabditidae.
AUGAUUAUUUCUGUGUUGCCAGGCAAUUUAAAGUUUGUAUGGUUUUGGAGCGAAAAACCACAGUAUUUCAUCAAACACCAAAGAAAACUCUGAAAUUUUCAGCAUCUUCUAAAAUGCGACGAUGUUCCCUACACAAUCAUUGCCGUCGAUGGUUGGGAAUCAAUCGAACAAAGUUUAUUGGAUCUUCAAGAUCAAAAAACUUCAAUAAUUAUGAUAAAUUGUGGUGCAACUCGUUCACUUUCACGAAUUCAACUACCACCAGCAGCCACAAUUUAUAUAAUCGAUUCUCAUCGACCAUUUCACAUCGAAAACAUGUUCGAAAAUGAUCAGGUUAAUGUGUUGAUUGAUGAACAAGAGUUAGAAGAACUCCGACUUCCCCAACCGAAUGAAGUGAUCAAGGAUGAAUCGGAUGAUGAUACGGAUGAUGAUGAAGAAGAUGAGGAACAAGAAUCAUCUUAUGAGGGAAGAAUGGAAAAGAUUCAGCGGAAAGCGAUAAAAAGAGAGGAGGCGAGAUUGUGGGAGAGAAGACGACAGAAUUUGUUGUGGACUUAUUAUGAAUCGACUUGGAAUGGUGCACCAAGUUGUGUUAGAUUAUUGGAAUUGGCCGCGGAAUUGAAUAGAACAUCGGCUGAAAUGAUGUGGUUUGCGGCGGUUGGAUUGAAUAGUGCUUUUAUUGAUCGAUUGGUGAGGGAUUUGGGGGAGGCGCUAUAGUUGGACAUCCACUAAAUGACAUUUUCAUGUUUUUUAAGCAAGUGAUUUGAAAUAUUGGGUUCUAAUGUUAUUCAUAUGAUAGAAUGGUCUAAGACGAACAGAAUCAUAUAAAUUUUUAUGACUUUACGUUAUCCAUAAGUGAUUUAGCGACUUAUCGACAAAAUAUCGACUAAACCUCGCUAAAUCCCUUAUGGAUAACGUAAACUUAUCAAAAUUUAUAUCAUUCUGUUCGUCUUAGACCAUUCUAUCAUAUGAAUAACAUUAGAACCCAAUAUUUCAACUCACUUGCUUAAAAAACCUGAACAUGUCAUUUAGUCGAUGCCCAACUAUAAGAGGGGCUAGAUUUGGCUUUUGUUGAAAACUCUGUGAUUUUCAAGCUUCUUUAUCAAAACUUCGAAUAGGAAAUUUUAAAUAAAGCCGAAAAAUUGCUAUAUUUAGCCUACGAAUUUCGUUUAGAAACUUGAAACUCAAUGAAAUGCAGAAUUUAUAUCUCGAACUCAUCGGAAAUACAAUUUUUUUUGGAUUCUGAGCCGAAAUUUCAUAAAAAUUCAAAUUUUCUGCAUUUUUCUUGAAAAAUUCCACAGCAGUUUUCCGCAGGAUUUUAAAAUUUCAAAAUUUAUUGAAAAAAGGAAUUUCUAGUUUUAAACUUCCAGGAUCAUGAAGAUCUCAAGUUAGCCUAACUCAGAGAACUUUUUAGAUCUCAAUCGAAAUGUACACCUCAAUUUGUAUCGAUCGAAUGCGACCAUUUAUCCACAAAUUCUCGCCGAGAAAUAUUGUGAAUCAAGGAAAACAAGACGAUCAAUUACACAUCUCAUUUGGAAAAGAGUGAGUUAGCCGAAAUCCUGGAUUCGCUAGAAUAUCGUUUUCAGACUCCCCUUGCUUUAUAUUCACAUUGGGAUUUGUAUAGUGCAAUGAUGAUUGACGAGUAUUUUUCGAUUAAAACCAAAAAUUGGACACAAAGAGGAGAUGUGAAUAUACGACAUUUAUUGGCUUCGCUUGGGUGAGUUAGCCUAACUUUUAUCUCGACAAAAAAUGAAGACGAAUAAUUUCAGCAUCACUUUGGCUGAAACGCGCCAGAAAUUCGAGGCUCUAUCAACCGAGCAACGAAAUGUGGUGACAGAUAUUUUGGAGAAGGAAAUUGAUUCGUCUUUCGCCACAUUUUUCGCGCAUUUGGGAUAUUGUGCGAAAUUGAGUGCGGCUGAUUUGGCGAGAGGAAUUUCGGUGAGAAUGGAAAUGCCGAAGACGAAAAAGGUAUGGGGAUUUGGGAAAAAUUACUAGGAUUUCGGAAAAAUUGGAAGCCUGAGUAAGCCUGAGUAGGCCCGAAAAAGAGAUUGAAUCAAGCCAAAAAAUUUCCAGUCAAUGGAUCGCUUCAUGUGCGGAACCCAACUCCUAAGAAGCUCAAUUUCCGGCGCCAAAUCACAUCGUUUCAACAUUCAACAAACCUUCGAAACCGUAUGCCAACGAACACUUUUGGUAUCGUGGAAAACGAUGGCCGCCGCAAUUAAUCAAUCAGAAAUCAUACCAAAUGGACCGUAUUAUCUAUUUUCGUGCACGAGACCGAUUGGUAAGUAUAGUUGGACAUCGACUGAAUGGCAAUUUCAGGUUUUUUAAGCAAGUUAGUUGAAAUAUUGGGUUCUAACUUUAUUCACAUGAUAGAAUGGUCGAAGACGAACAUAAUGAUAUAAAUUUUGAUGACUUUACGUUAUCCAUAAGUGAUUUAGCGGCUUAUCGACUAAACGUCGCUAAAUCCCUUAUGGAUUACGUAAAGUCAUCAAAAUUUAUAUCAAUCUGUUCGUCUUAGACCAUUCUAUCAUAUGAAUAACAUUAAAACCCAAUAUUUCAACUAAUUUGCUUAAAAACAUGAAAAUGUCAUUUAGUCGAUGUCCAACCGGACGAAAAUGUAGUUUUUUCUAAUAUUUUCAGACGAGGAAAUGAUCGAAUCACGACAUUUUCUGUACAAUACGACGAAUUUCAUGUUGCGAUCUUUUGCAUCGAUGAAAAAGGGACGAACCGCAAAACCACUUAUCGCAAUGUUCCCAUUGACUGCGGAAAAACAGGGAUGGCUUGUGGUCACGGGAGUUAUGCCGUUGGCUACAGUUUAUGAGGAUAGUUUAUUGAAAACGUGAGUUUUUUGAAGGGGAAAAUGGGAAAUUCCGAAAUUCCGGAUUUUCAGAUGCAUUGGCCGGGCUUUUGAACGUGUCAAAAAAAUGGCGCCGAAAUUACGAAUCACCAAUGAUACCUUCGAUUCGGAUGGUGAGUUAGCCUAACUUUUCCCCAUCUAAUUAAAAUAAUUUUGAUUUACAGUUAUCCAACUAAAAUCCGAAGAUCGAACAAAGUUCAUAGACUGUCUGCAGGCGAUUUUUGAAGGAUCAAACUAA